AUGCACGCGCGCAAGUGUGCCGCCCCAACAGAGAUCGGUUCCACCUUCCAAGCCUGCCGCUUCGUGCUCGCCUUCCGCGUCGGCUCCGCGCGCCCUCCCGGCGCGACGGCGACGCGCCGGCCACACGGCGUGGCAGCGCCAUCAUCGUCCGCGGCGGCGACACCGCCGGCCGAGCUCCCGCUCCACUUCCGGUGCCCCCUCUGCGGCAAGGCGUUCGCGUCGUACCAGGCGCUCGGCGGCCACAAGGCGAGCCACCGCAAGACGCCAGCGGCAGCAGGUGGUGGCGCGUCGUACGGUGCCGCGGCGCCAUUGUUCCAUCAGAAGGAAGCAACUGCGGAGGCAUCAUCAGCGUCCGGGAGCGGCGGCGUCGGGCGGCACGUCUGCACGGUGUGCCGCAGGGGCUUCGAGACCGGGCAGGCGCUCGGCGGGCACAAGAGGUUCCACUACCUGCACGGGCCGUCGGUGUCGGCGUCGCUGCCCACCGCUGCAGGGUCGGGCGCGGUCGGUGGGUUUGACCUGAACCUGGUGCCCCUGGUGCCGGAGAUAGGAUCGGCCGGCGUGAGGCGGCGUGGCGAGGACGAUGAGGUGCAGAGCCCUUUGCCUUUGCCGCCCAAGAAGCCACGCCGGCCGUCGAAUUCUGCAUGA
This is a messenger RNA of Panicum virgatum (switchgrass), 645 nucleotides long. Its product is annotated as zinc finger protein 36-like. Gene Ontology annotation, molecular function: DNA-binding transcription factor activity. Lineage: Eukaryota; Viridiplantae; Streptophyta; Magnoliopsida; Poales; Poaceae. The record is from RefSeq and is a predicted model, not a curated record. The coding region runs from base 1 to 645 and encodes 214 amino acids. The transcript has 2 exons.